This is a messenger RNA of Coprinopsis cinerea okayama7#130, 522 nucleotides long. RefSeq lists its product as hypothetical. NCBI's taxonomy places the organism in Eukaryota, Fungi, Basidiomycota, Agaricomycetes, Agaricales, Psathyrellaceae. The record is from RefSeq and is a predicted model, not a curated record. Bases 1 to 522 code for a protein of 173 amino acids. The transcript has a single exon.
AUGACGAGACAUGACGUCGAAGCGGACGUCGGACGUCACGGUCUUGUCCCGCCACAUCUGACUCAAGCGUCCGAAUCCCGUUACACUGAAGCAUCCGAUAUCGGGAUCGUGCCGCCCGUCGGUGGAGAUGAGAUGGGAGACGACAGAUGUGGGAGAUGGGAGAUGAGCGAUGAGCGAUGGGAGAUGGGAGCCGAUGAUGGCGCCAUGGUGGCAUGGCCACCUCAGAAGGGAACCACGAGGUGGUGGUGUUCCCAGGACAAGAAAGAAAGUAACAGGACUCAGGCUCCCAAGCGCCGCGCCGCCACCGAGAAAUCGGGAGACGCCGCCAACCAAGCAACGCGGGAGCACACCCCCAACCCAAGAGAACGGGAGCACGCCGCCGACUACAUAAGCAUAGGCGAUGACUUGGAUGCCGCCGCCGCCCAAGAGAACGAUCGAGAAGAUUCAACACCGCCGGCCGCCCAAGAAAAGUGGAGCAGCGUCGCACGGAAACCAGAAGGGGGGUUGGUAUCCAUAGCCUAG